ACGUCAACAGCAUGUGUCAUUCAAAAACUAUCGAUAUUAUGAAAUAGAAAAAUUGCAAUAGAUAAAAUACCUUCGACUCAGUGAAGUGAUCCACGCCCGUAUUAAAAUAAAGAAAUGGAUUAUCGUUCUCCCUUAGAAAAUAUAAUAAGCAUAUUUGGAACGUUACCCCAAGGACAUGAUAAACCAGUAAAACAUGCUGUAUACAAUGCAUUGGCGAUAUUUUUAUUAGUACUCGGAUGUGCGGCAGGAUGGGCUCUCUAUUUAAUCUUAGAACCUUUUAUAAAACCUCUGAUGUGGGCUUUACUGGUCGGAUCAGUUCUACAUCCAUUAAAAUACAAACUUGCACAAAGAUGUCGAGCUUGGUUUGCGGCUUUGGAAGAGUCAAAUACCCCUGUAAUUUUUGGAAUAUUACUGGUACCAGUUAAGGUUACGGAUAAGUUAUCAGAAGUAUUGGGGAAUAAAUUGUUAAAGCAUCUAAAGUUUAUUCUUACGAUUGUGAUCAGUGUACCAACAGUGCAUAUAAUUUAUUAUUACACACCUUUGAUUCUAGUCAAUUUUAUAUGCAGUGUUAUUUAUAAUGGAAGUUGGUUUAUCUCGUUUUUGAUUGAUAAUUCUAAUACAACUUUGGUUCUUUUGUUGGUAAUAUGUUAUGCAUCGGCGGUAAUUGUAUUAUGGAAACCAGAAAACAAUUUUAAAUUCCAUAUGGCGUCUGUUAUUUUUUGGUUAAUUGUGUCUUGUUAUUUGGCUAAUUUAUGUGGUUCAUUCAAAGUACCUGUUUUUGUUGUCCUUCAAGUCAUUUCGUUUGGUGGAUUAAUAAUGGAAUUACAAAACAUCCAAUAUGAACUGAUGAUGAGUGAAAGUGGAUUAACAUUGGGGGAAUAUUUGCGGCUUUAUUUUGAAAAUAAAAAGUUUGAGAUUUAUGGAAGGACACCAGAAAUUGAAAUUGAAAGAGAUAUUAGUGAAAAUACUCAUCUUGAUUCGGGUGAUAAUGAACAAAUAAGUGAUAAAAAAAAUGCCAAAAGUGAUGAUGAGCAAUCAUCAAAAUCAACAACGGAUCCUUGGACGUUAGAACUGUUUCAAUCGUCCAACGAUUCCAAAGAAAAACGAACCGGUAUUUUAAUAACCGACAAAGGAAAUAUUCACGUCAUCAAACAACCGGAAAAUACCUUCAGUACAACUACACUUUUAGCUCCAAAAGUUAAACGGUCCUUAUCACAGCCGUCCGUUUCAACAACAGCUCAAAGGCCAAGUCCACGUUACAAUGUUUUAAACUGGAAACGCACCAACAGUUUGUUACAAAUCGAUAAUCUUGAGGAAUCCAACAGCGAUUUUUAUUUGUACUCUGUAAUGUGGGCUUGUGCCUCAAUUUUCUUUUGGAGGAACUUGAUGUUGUUACCAAUACUUCCAAUUCCUAUAUUAAUUUAUACAGUGAAACACGUUGGGAAUUACUUGGGAGUAUGGAAAUGGAUUUAUAAUUAUUGGUUGAUAUUUGCGGACGUUUUUUGUUGGUGGUUUAAAGAGAGAUAUGACGCAUUGGUACCGUUUCACUUACGGGGAUUGUGGAAAUGCACUUAUAGCAUUAAUCAAAGUUUGAAGCAAGGUAUCAAGGAGAGCAUCGACACUGUAUCCAGUUGUGUUGUUAUAAUUGGGCUUAUUGUGUUCGUCACAUGCGCUUCAAUUUUUAUAGCAGUGCAGAUUUAUGCUGAAGGUAUUAUGCUGGUUCAGAUGACCAGUAAUGUGAUAAAUCAAACUGUUGUCCAUAAUCCAGAAUUAAGACAGCUGCUACCUCCCACUUUUGAUGAUACGGUUGAUUCUCUUUUGGAUAAUGCUUAUCAAUAUGGACGAGAAGGAAUAUCAAAAUUGGUAAAAAGUAUGAUGAGUGAUGUAGAUCCACACAAAUCAGAAAAAUUCGAAAAGCAAGUCUUGGAAUUAUGGGAUAGAGUGUAUCAGUCAUGGAUGACUAGCGAUGAUGCCCAUGGUCCUAAAGUGUCUUCAGAAGCAGUUCAACAUAGUUGGGAUAACUUUGUUAAAGAUAUCAAAAAAUCUCCAGAAUUAUUUAAUGUCAAUGGAAUAAUGGCAUUUUUAAAACAAAACAUUGGAACAUUGUUAUCGUUGUUGGAAUCUGUUUGGGGAAUCGUAAAAGGAAAUAUGGGGUUGUUAAUUGGAUCAUUUAGCGCUUUAAUGUCCAUUUUAUUAGGUGGAAGUACGGCGGUUUUAAAUUUUGGUUUAAAUACUGUGAUUUUCUUAACCACAUUGUUUUAUUUAUUAAGUUCAUCUGGUUACCUUUAUAAACCGGUUGAGUUAAUGUCGAAUUUUUCAUCAAGCAGCAGUCGGUUUGGAUUAGCCUUUGGAGUUGCCAUAAACGGUGUUUUUACAGCUUCUUUUAAAAUGGUAGCGUUUUAUGGAAUGUGGACCUGGUUUAUUCACAGUUUGUUUGGGGUAAAAAUCGUAUAUGUUCCAACAGUUUUAGCAGCUGUUUUAGCUGCUGCUCCAUUCUUAGGAACGUAUUGGGCUUGUAUUCCUGCUGUUCUCGAUUUAUGGCUUGCGCAAGGAUCACCAAUAUGUGCUAUUUUAAUAGCAAUUUUUCAAUUUUUACCAACAUCAAUAGUUGAUACAACUAUUUAUGGAGAAAUAAAGGGAGGUGGACAUCCUUAUUUAACAGGAUUGGCGAUAGCGGGUGGAAUAUUUUGUCUAGGUUUAGAAGGAGCAAUAAUAGGGCCUUUAAUAUUGUGCGGUUUGUAUGUAGCGAUCGAUCUGUCAUCGAAUCUUUUUAAAGACUCCCCCUCAGAGGAAUCUACUAACUUACAACAUCUCUCGAGGUUUGAGCUUCGAAAGUUUUAAAAAAUGCGCUUUGAAUGUCUACUAACCUCACUUUAACAAUAAGUUUAAUUAUUAUUUUUAUAUAUUUUUACACGCACAUUUUUUUUGUUAGCAAAAAUUGUA
Molecule: messenger RNA, 2943 nt
Organism: Onthophagus taurus
Lineage: Eukaryota; Metazoa; Arthropoda; Insecta; Coleoptera; Scarabaeidae
Product: transmembrane protein 245
Source: RefSeq, a predicted model, not a curated record